AGGGGUGUUAGUGAAAUUAACCGAAACAAAGCCCAACACUCUUUCAUCGUUUUCUUCCAUCGAGAUUUCCAACUUCGCUUCUCCCAACGGCACUCUCCCCCAGGCGACUUUGAGUAAUAUAAUUCCAUUUCAAUCUGUUAUAGGACCUGGAUGGGUCCUUUAACGCUGGCUGUUGAUUCGAAAGACAGUUCUGCAGCUUCUCCAGAUGUAUCAAACAAGAAGAUGAAAGAGUUGCAGCUGAAAACAAGGAAGUCAUUUGCAUCAGUUAGCAUGGAAAAGCAGAAACCCUUUGAUUUCUUUCGUACUUUAUUUGAGGGAGUUAUAGCAGGAGGUACAGCUGGUGUUGUUGUUGAAACUGCUUUAUAUCCUAUUGAUACCAUAAAGACAAGGCUGCAGGCUGCUCAAGGUGGAGUGAAAAUAAAUUUGAAGGGCCUUUAUUCUGGUUUGACUGGAAACCUUGCUGGGGUCUUACCUGCUUCUGCCUUAUUUGUUGGUGUGUAUGAACCAACAAAACAGAAGUUGUUGAGGAUGUUUCCUGAAAAUCUUAGUGCUGUUGCUCAUCUGACAGCAGGUGCAAUUGGAGGGGUUGCUGCUUCUCUCAUCCGUGUGCCAACAGAGGUUGUUAAGCAAAGGAUGCAGACUGGGCAGUUUGUUUCAGCUCCAGAUGCUGUCCAUCUAAUUGUUUCUAAGGAAGGAUUUAAGGGUCUAUAUGCGGGAUAUGGAUCCUUUCUAUUGCGGGAUCUGCCCUUUGAUGCAAUUCAAUUCUGCAUGUAUGAGCAGCUUUGGUUGGGUUAUAAGGCAGCAGCAUGCAGAGAGUUGAAUGAUCCUGAGAAAGCUGUCAUUGGUGCUUUUGCUGGGGCAUUGACUGGAGCUAUUACAACUCCCCUCGAUGUGAUUAAAACAAGAUUAAUGAUUCAGGGAUCUGCAAACCAGUAUAAAGGCAUCUUUGAUUGUGUUCAAACUAUUGUUGGAGAAGAAGGACCUCCUGCUCUUCUGAAGGGCAUUGGACUGAGGAUACUGUGGAUGGGCAUCGGAGGUUCAAUCUUCUUUGGUGUCCUGGAAAGCACAAAGCAAGCGCUUGCUCAGAGGCGUCCAUCACCUCCUGAUCAAUCAAAGCAAGAUUAAAUGAAUGUUCCUGAUCGAAUUCACAAAGCAUUAUUAUUAUUAUUAUUAUACACCAAUAUAGCAUCCAAAACUGUAUAUCAUUCUUGCUUCCCUGACGCCGGUAGCUUUGCAAAAUCCAGUGGUGAAAUCUGCAUUUGAUAAAAUAAGUUUGCAUUACCUUGUAGACGAAAAAGAUGAGAUAGAUAUACCUUUUGAAUUAGGAAUUACCAACAUUUUUAUUUUUCAAGGCUUUUAUUUUUCUUUUUU
This is a messenger RNA of Mangifera indica (mango), 1371 nucleotides long. Its product is annotated as S-adenosylmethionine carrier 1, chloroplastic/mitochondrial. Gene Ontology annotation, molecular function: S-adenosyl-L-methionine transmembrane transporter activity. The record is from RefSeq and is a predicted model, not a curated record. Lineage: Eukaryota; Viridiplantae; Streptophyta; Magnoliopsida; Sapindales; Anacardiaceae. Gene Ontology annotation, cellular component: mitochondrial inner membrane. Gene Ontology annotation, biological process: transmembrane transport. The transcript has 13 exons. Bases 151 to 1125 code for a protein of 324 amino acids.